Molecule: messenger RNA, 2055 nt
Organism: Lodderomyces orthopsilosis Co 90-125
Lineage: Eukaryota; Fungi; Ascomycota; Pichiomycetes; Serinales; Debaryomycetaceae
Product: DNA-binding SCF ubiquitin ligase subunit
Exons: 1
Coding region: 1-2055 (684 amino acids)
Molecular function (GO): protein binding
Source: RefSeq, a predicted model, not a curated record
AUGGCUAUCGAUGAACAAUUAACACGAGACAAAAGUAAACUAGCUGUACUUUAUUUCAAAUCAGGUGAUUAUGUCAAAGCAUUAAGCAUCUACGAUAAAGUAAUAUCCGAAGUUAGACAACUUUCUGCCCAAGACAUCAAAUCAAUACGGGUGCAAUAUGGAUUGAAAGAGGUGCCUGAUGUUGGUAGGCUUAUACAUCCUAAACUUACAACCUAUCUUGAUCAAAGAGCAGCUACUUUGGAGAAACUAGAGAAGUUCGGCUUGGCUUUGCGAGAUUCUACAAAACUGAUUGAAUUAGAUCCCACUGAUUAUAAAGGGUAUUUGAGGAUAGGGAAAUUGCAAACGAUUCAAGGGAAUAAAUUUGAAGCCUAUAAAAUGUAUCAGAAGGGGAUUUAUGUUAUUGAUAGUUUGGUAAAGAAAGGUCUACAUACUAUCAAUGCACAGUUGUAUGAGAAAUUGAAAAGUCAAUAUAGGAUGUUGAAUCAAGAGUUGAAAGCAGAAAGAAAAAUACCAGAGAGUCAAGGCUUAAGUGUCAGUAGAAGUGGGUCGCAAAUUAAGUCUCAGAGCUCUUUAAAGAAAAGAAAAAUAGCUAAGGGCGUUGAUCCGAUAAAGUAUCUUCCCUUAGAAUGCAUAAAUCUAGUAUUUCAACAAUUAUCCUCAAAAACUAUCUAUAAGUGCCUACUAGUCUCAAAAUUAUGGUACAGCAUAUUGGUCCAACUAAGUUUAUUUCAAUUUGACUGUAAACCCACCAUCACAGUAGACGAAUUCACUAAAGGAGUCAAAUUCUUCAAAAAGAUUGCAUCAUAUACAUAUUCCAAGCAAAUUAAAAAACUCAAGAUUAAUCAAGUAUACAAUAAGAAACUACCUCACGUAUUGUCUGCCCUAAUCAAAGAACCACAAUUCCCACUACAGUCGUUGGAAGUAAUGGAUCCAACAAUGAAUUUACAACUCAUGUAUGCCAUGUUGGCUAAGUAUUCAUGGAAAUUGAGUAAUUUUCGACAUUUACAAUCAUUGUCACUUGGUAUCAAUUGUAGUAUAAAGUAUCCUCAAUUGCUAUUGAAUAUGUUUCUUCAAUUGAAACAUUUGAAAAUAUCCAUCUUGAUCGCCGACAAAAGUACAAUGAGCAUGGUGCCAUUACAAGACAAAGUGUUUAAAAAAUUUAAACAAAUGAAGCUCGAUUCAUAUAGUUUGGAAACUUUAUUUUUGGUCAAUCAUGUUAAACUACUAGCUAAUGAAACAAUGAGUGUAUCGGCAACUACAUAUAAUCCAUUCCCAGUUUUGCUCGAAUACAACUUCCCCAACUUGACUGAAUUGACCAUGUGCUCAUUCAAUUUUAAUAAUCAUUUACCGACAUUUGGUGAUUUCGUAAGUCAACAUCAUAAUAUUACUAAACUUUAUCUUGAAAAUAACUCCGGAUUGAAUUUACUCAUCUUGUUCCAAAUUCUACUAAAUUAUAGACCAAGUUUUAAAUUGAGCCAUUUUACAUUUAGAGAAUAUGGAGUAUGGUCAACCAUGUCAUUACAAGAGAUUCAUUUCCCCUUGAUUACACAAUUUUCCCGGUUGGAGCUGCUAGAUUUAUACAAGACUUGUGUUUCAGUGACUGGAUUGGAGAAGCUUCUAGCUAGAUGUGGUAAAUCACUCAAGCAUCUCAAUAUAGGAUGUCCCACUUAUUUAUCGUUCCAUAUCCCUGGUAGGAAACAACUUGAACUCAACAGAAUCGUGGCUUUGUGUCCUGAUUUGCUGCAACUAUGGUUACCAGAUAUGAAUAUCGAUACUGUAUCAAUGAUGAAUAUAACAAAACAAAUACAAUCGAUGGGCUCGCGGGCCAUUAAUUUGCAACAUUUGGAUCUCGGUUUUAAUCAGUUCGAUGGUGUUGAUUUAAUGCGAUUGCUUAGUACAGGCUUACUAUUAGAGACUUUGGAUUUAAAUGGGUUGAGUAUUUCGGAAGAUACGUUACUUUAUGUCAAACGAAAGGGUUUUGUUCAAAAUAUCUUGUUUGAUAAAAGAAGGACAAAAUGGAAAGUAUAUGGAGUAAAUACUUGGGUGCAACAGUAG